GAAAAAGAAGAGUGGGCGAGAAGGAGCCUGACUCUCGUCCUGGCUCGACGUGAUGUUGUGAACAAGUGAGCGUUUGACUCUAAGCGGACCUGUGACAUCAAUUUUCAUCGCCGAGUCUCGAUGUGCCAAAUCUAUAAAUGGUCGUUCUAACACAACGAGAACACAAAUUAAUCAAUCCCCGGGGCCAGAAGGCACGUUUUGUCCUCUGAAAAUUCUAUCAAGUUUCUCUGUUAACUCGGACUCACUCCAUGACCCCGCCUAGAAGGUCCUCGUCUUCUUCUGCUUCUGCUACUGCAGCAUCCUCAACUGAGAAAUUCAAUGUUUUCGAAUUCAACGAAGAGGAUGCGCGCGUCGAGAUGGCUUCCGAGCGUUUUUUGGGCAAGUUUGUGAACCCUAAGAAGAAUCGCGGUUCCCCUCUUACCAAGUAUACGUUCCUUCAAGUUUUUGCACAAGGCCCCAAAAGCCUGCAUAAGAAUAUUGGCAGUGAUCCAAUUGAUGUUGAUGCCGAAGCAGCACAUGAAAUUACCCAAGAACUGAAUUCUUCACUGGAGGACACUAGAAGGAAACCAUCAGAGGCUGGGAAUUGUGGUAUGGACCAUAAAAAGGGGCUCGCCAAUCCAUGCUCAGUUGAUGUAUCACUACAAGAUAAUACUGCAAAAGAGAUGUCUAGUUUUGAUGGUUUUCAGAAAAGCAACUUUGAAUUUGGAAAUGAGUCACAUGAUUUAGUUUGCAAUGAUGAUAUCAGUAGUCAAACGAGUGCUUCAUCAACUUCAACUUCAACUUCAACUUCAAUGGCACCUUCGGAAGACAUUGAAGUUUCCUUUGGAGACAAGUUAAUGGAUCAGAGUUCUGCAGCUUUUGAAAUUAAUGGCAAGAAAAAGGUCGUUGAUGUCUUCCCCGAUUUUAUUCUAUAUGGGGAUAUAUAUUCGACCAGCUCUCGCUUAACAUUUUCUUGCAGCUUUGUGAAACUUGAAGGCUCAACUGUCAAUGGAAGUGGAGGAACUUUUAAAUUUGAAUGGUCAAUUGACAAUGUCAUAAAAAUCGAGUCCUGUUGGUGUGAACAGGUUGAAACAGCCAUGAUCAACCUUUUCCUUGCAUCAGAAGAUUCUAGAGAAGCUGGAAAUACAAAUCAUAACCAAGGAUUCAAGGAGCUGAGACUUGCAGUUUAUGAUCCAUACUGGUCUAAAGCAGAAGAGGCAGUAAAAUUAUUGGAUGUGAGAUAUACUGCUCUAUGGACUGAUAUUUUUGACUUUGGUGCAGAUAAUGGAAAAAAAUUUCAAUUUGGCCAGAACAGCCAUGUUUCUCAGAUGCCUCAUUUUCCCAUUUUUGACGAGACUUUUCAUGAGAUUAUUUAUCCCAAGGGCGAUCCUGAUGCUGUUUCUAUUAGUAAGAGAGAUGUUGAGCUUCUGCAGCCAGAGACAUUCAUCAAUGAUAAUAUCAUUGAUUUUUAUAUCAAGUAUUUGAAAAAUAAAAUCCCUCCCAAUGAACAGAGCAGGUUUCACUUUUUCAAUUGCUUUUUCUUUCGGAAGCUUGCUGACUUAGACAAAGAUCCUUCAAAUGCUUGUGAUGCCAAGGCAGCAUUUCAACGUGUACGGAAAUGGACAAGGAAAGUGAACCUUUUUGAAAAGGAUUAUAUUUUUGUUCCUAUAAACUAUAGCCUUCACUGGAGUUUGAUUGUUAUCUGUCAUCCUGGUGAAGUUGCAUGCUUCGAGGAUGAAGAAAUUAAAGAAUCUUCCAAGGUACCUUGCAUCUUGCACAUGGAUUCCUUAAGAGGGAGUCACAAAGGUCUCAAAAAUGUGAUCCAAAGUUACCUGUGUGAAGAAUGGAAAGAGAGGCACCGUGAUGUGGUGGACGAUGUUUCUUCAAAAUUCUUACAUUUGCGAUUUGUCUCGCUAGAUCUUCCACAGCAGGAAAACUUAUAUGACUGCGGUCUCUUUCUGCUCCAUUAUAUGGAACGUUUUCUUAAUGAAGCUCCCAUCAACUUUAACCCUUUUAAUAUUACAAAGUUCUCCGACUUGAGCAAGUGGUUCCCUCCAGUGGAGGCUUCUCUGAAACGAUCUCAAAUUCAGAAGCUAAUUUAUGAUAUCUUCCAAGAUAAUUCUCCUAAAGUUCUCCCAACUGAUUGCGUUGGCAAAAGUUCUCACUCAGAGGACAAAAUGGAAGCAGAUAAUUUUGGUGGGAGUUGUCAUUCAGCAGCAUGGGAAGGGAAUUAUUUCUGUUCUGCUAAACAGGAGAUAAAUGUUCAGUUCCCUGUAGCCUCCCCUACUAGAGUCGUAUCAAGUUGUAGAGAGACCGGAAUUGUUUUCAAGGACUUGCGUGGAACAGUUGGAGGUUCAUCUUCUGCAAAUUGUCAGCAGGUGUUAGCCUGUCAUAAGAGGGGCUUCAUGUCACCAAUCGAGGAAAUUGAAGAGGCUGAUGAAGAAACCACAGUAUCACCGUUAUCAAUGGAAGAUUCUCAAGUUGCAGGAUUGGCAUCAGACUUCCCGUCCACAUCAUAUUGCAGAUCAUCAGAAGCACCAUUGCAGGGAUUCUCCAUGAACCUCAAAAACGCUACUGAGGGACAUUCAUAUUCAAGAAUAUCUGCUGGUGCAUCCUGGAAUACAUUUGAGACAGAAACUCAAGAAAACUGCCCUCAAGAGAAAAUUGAAGGGUCCAAACUUUCAGACGAGAGUAACAUGCUUGGGCAUUGUUCUUCAAUUUCCAGCGAGGAACUUGCACACUGUGUUGUUCAGGAUUCUCAAGAGGCAAACCACAUGGAUGAUGAUAUAGUUGCAAGUGUAAAACCUCCGUCUUUGGAAGGGAAUGGUAAUCCAGUAACUAAAAAAUUUGACUGGUAUGAGACCAUCAAUCUGGAAGAUGAUGAUUCAGUUUGCAAGAAGGAACCACCAGCAUCUGAGUCUGAUGAACGUGAUGCCAAAAGGAGAAGGCUUGUGGACACUGAAGGUGAAAAACGGAUCACAAGAAGCCUGCUUGAAGAAUCUUGCUUAAUGUCAUUGUGAAUAAUGUUAAAAGCAGUUUUUUUCUUCCUUCUUUUUUUGUGGGUUUUGGUUGUACAAAAUUGUUCAUAUGUCAAGGUGGGAAUCUCUUGCUCCACACCCCCCCCCAAAAAAAAAAAAAAAAGACAAAAAAGAGUAGAGACCCUGAUCCUGAUUGCACAGAGAAUGGGAAAAAGAGGAAUGGAGGAGAUUAAAGGGCUUUUUGUCAUAUUAGCUUGUCCAUGAUUAGCAGUACAUAACAGUCUUUUAUUUUCUCCUAAUACAAUCCAAGGCUAGUCAUUACAGUCGAGCAUAUACAUCAGGAUUAAGAUUCAUGCUUGGCAGUUUUUCCCCUUUGAAAAACUGCAUCUUAAAAAUGAGAAAGGGGAGGAGUGAAAAUAUGUUUGUUUUUCCCUUAAAA
Messenger RNA from Neltuma alba, 3396 nucleotides. RefSeq names its product probable ubiquitin-like-specific protease 2A. Bases 249 to 2999 code for a protein of 916 amino acids. The transcript has 17 exons. Gene Ontology annotation, biological process: proteolysis. NCBI's taxonomy places the organism in Eukaryota, Viridiplantae, Streptophyta, Magnoliopsida, Fabales, Fabaceae. Gene Ontology annotation, molecular function: cysteine-type peptidase activity. The record is from RefSeq and is a predicted model, not a curated record.